Cololabis saira (Pacific saury) is the source of this 10012-nucleotide messenger RNA. RefSeq names its product phospholipid-transporting ATPase ABCA1-like. The transcript has 51 exons. Gene Ontology annotation, biological process: lipid transport; transmembrane transport. Lineage: Eukaryota; Metazoa; Chordata; Actinopteri; Beloniformes; Belonidae. The record is from RefSeq and is a predicted model, not a curated record. The coding region runs from base 213 to 7028 and encodes 2271 amino acids. Gene Ontology annotation, cellular component: membrane; intracellular membrane-bounded organelle. Gene Ontology annotation, molecular function: ABC-type transporter activity; ATP binding; lipid carrier activity.
AGCGCUAUAAAACCCAGACGGAGGAGAACGCACAGUUUUGUCAGAUACUGAGACGGACGAAGAGGAUCAAGGUGACAGUGGAGCGCAGUUUAUUCACUAUUUAUAGUUUGUUUAGGACGAAAGAUUCGACUUAUGAGAGUCACAAGAGUGGAUAUAAACACCAGCAGCAAGUGAGGAUCAGGAGUACUCGGUGAAGGUGGGAAGACGGCAACAUGGCAGUCUCCACACAGCUGGGUCUGCUGCUAUGGAAGAACUUCACCUUCCGCCGGAGACAGACUGUCCAGCUGCUGAUCGAGAUCAUCUGGCCCCUGUUCAUCUUUUUUAUUCUGAUAUCAGUUCGGGUACAUUAUCCACCCUACGAGCAACAUGAAUGCCACUUCCCUAACAAAGCCAUGCCCUCCGCCGGUACUCUGCCCUGGGUACAAGGCAUCAUCUGCAAUGCCAACAACCCCUGCUUCCGUAGUCCUACACCUGGAGAGAGCCCUGGCAUUGUUGGGAAUUUUAAUGACUCCAUAAUUUCUCGCCUGUUUAUUGAUGCCAAGAAGAUCCUGCUCUACACUCAGAAUGAUAAGAGCUACGAAGGAUACAAGGGACUUCUGAGGGCCCUCAGGAAGCUUCAGAAGAACACUGCUGGCUUCAAGCUGAAGGACUUUUUGCGAGACAAUGAGACCCUUUCUCAAUUUCUUCACCACAACGCAUCUCUUCCUCACCACGCACUCAAGCACAUAUUGGAGGCUGAUGUCAAUUUGGAAAAGGUGCUCACUAAGGGGUUUGGAUUCCAUCUGCGAGACCUUUGCAAUACGACACCUCUGGAGGAGUUUGUCCACAUCGCCGACCACAAUGUGUCCAGUUUGACUCAAGAUAUAAUCUGCAAUUCAUCAACCGACUGGCUCAACAAAGCCCAGACCCACUUCCUCUCCAACCUGGACUUUCUCAAGCCCAUUCGGAGGGACGUGAGAUCAGAUCCUAAAGUUGUCCAGGAAGUCUCUGCUGCAACCGACAGUCUCCUGGAGAGCUUGGGAGCGUUGGCCGUGGAGUUUGCCAGUAUGAAGAGUUGGAAGGAUCUGCGAAAAGAGAUCGUGUAUCUAAAUGAGAAUCCAUCAGGGUCUCCAAACCAGAUGUACCAGGCGGUGUCACGUAUCGUCUGCGGACACCCAGAGGGGGGUGGCCUCAAAAUCAAAUCUCUCAAUUGGUAUGAAGACAACAACUACAAGGCCCUGUUCGGAAAUCACGGCAAUGACAGCGACAGUGAAUCCAUCUCCGCUUAUGACAACUCGUCCACCCCUUAUUGUAACAACAUGAUGAGGAACCUGGAGUCCAGCCCCAUUUCCAGGAUGAUCUGGCGAGCGCUGAAACCUCUUCUCAUGGGGAAGAUCUUGUAUACACCAGAUACCCCAGCAACCCAAAGGAUCAUCAAUGAGGUUAAUAGGACCUUCCAGGAGCUGGGCGUACUGAGGGAUCUUGGGGGAAUGUGGGUGGAGAUGAAGCCCAAACUUUGGAACUUCAUGGAGAACAGCGAGGAAAUGGACAUGGUCAGGACCCUGCUCCAGAAUAAUGCCAGUGCUGCCUUCCUCAAUGCCCAGCUCAGUGGGACUGAGUGGCGGACUUCAGAUGUGGGAGACUUCCUGUCAAAGGCCUCAGAGGACCAGAGACCUGCAAAGUCGGCCUACACCUGGAGGAAUGUCUUCAAUGAAACCGACCAGGCCAUACAAACCAUUUCACGCUUCAUGGAGUGUGUAAACCUAGAUAAGCUGGAGCCUGUCGCCAACGAAGAACGCUUGGUCAACAAGUCCAUGAGUCUUUUGGAUAACCAGAAGUUCUGGGCUGGAAUCGUGUUCCCCGACAUCACUCAGGCCGACAGCUCAGACCUGCCCCCCAAUGUCAACUACAAGAUCCGCAUGGACAUCGAUAACGUGGAGAGGACCAACAAAAUUAAAGAUGGAUACUGGGACCCUGGUCCCAGGGCAGACCCCUUUGAGGACCUUCGGUAUGUCUGGGGCGGAUUUUCGUACCUGCAGGACGUCAUCGAGCAAGGCAUCAUCCGAGCCGUCACAGGCACCAAAGAAAGAACAGGCAUCUACAUUCAGCAGAUGCCUUACCCUUGCUAUGUUGAUGAUAUUUUCUUGCGAGUGAUGAGCCGGUCAAUGCCUCUCUUUAUGACUUUGGCAUGGAUGUACUCGGUGGCCAUCAUAAUCAAGGGGGUGGUUUACGAGAAAGAAGCGCGUCUGAGAGAGACCAUGAGAAUCAUGGGACUGAACAAUGGCACCCUGUGGCUGAGCUGGUUCAUCAGCAGUUUGAUCCCGCUGCUGAUGAGUGCAGGCUUGUUGGUGAUGCUACUGAAGAUGGGCAACCUGCUGCCUUACAGUGACCCCGGUGUUGUGUUCCUUUUCCUGGGAUCCUUCGGCAUAGUGACCAUCAUGCAGUGCUUUCUCAUCAGCACCCUAUUCUCCCGUGCCAACCUGGCAGCGGCCUGUGGUGGGAUCAUAUACUUCACCCUGUACCUGCCCUACGUUCUGUGCGUUGCCUGGCAAGACUACGUGGGAUUUGGAGCAAAAGUUGUUGUGAGUCUGCUGUCUCCUGUGGCCUUUGGUUUUGGAUGUGAGUACUUUGCCCUGUUUGAGGAGCAAGGGGUGGGAAUCCAGUGGUCCAACUUGCUUGCCAGCCCUCUGGAGGAGGAUAGCUACAAUCUGACCACCUCCAUCUGCCUCAUGCUGUUUGAUGCAGUGCUGUAUGGAAUCAUGACCUGGUACAUCGAGUCUGUUUUCCCUGGCCAGUACGGGAUACCCAGGCCUUGGUAUUUCCCUUUCACAAGGACGUAUUGGUGUGGAGAGAAAGAAAAUAAAAACCUCUCCGACGCUCUGUCAAAGAAGGGGAAUCCUGAGGCUGAGUGCAUUGAGGAGGAGCCCGGCCACAUCGACCCAGGGGUUUACAUCGAAAAUCUGGUGAAGGUUUACAGUCAUGGAAACAAGCUGGCCGUGGAUGGACUGUCCCUGAAAUUCUAUGAAGGACAAAUCACCUCCUUCCUUGGUCACAAUGGAGCUGGCAAAACCACAACUAUGUCAAUCCUGACCGGAUUGUUCCCUCCCACCUCUGGCACUGCUUACAUCCUCGGCAAGGACAUCCGCAAUGAACUCAGUACCAUCCGACAGAAUCUGGGAGUCUGUCCCCAGCACAAUGUGCUUUUCAGCAUGUUGACGGUGGAAGAGCACAUCUGGUUCUACGCUCGUCUGAAAGGGCUCCCAGAGGAACAGGUGAAAGCUGAAAUGGAACAGAUUGUGAAUGAUGUCGGCCUGCCCCACAAACGGAAGUCCCGCACGAGCACCCUCUCCGGGGGCAUGCAGAGGAAGCUGUCAGUGGCCCUGGCUUUUGUUGGAGGCUCAAAGGUUGUGAUUCUGGAUGAACCGACAGCAGGUGUAGAUCCUUAUGCACGCAGAGGAAUCUGGGACUUGCUGCUGAAAUACAGACAAGGCCGCACCAUCAUCCUGUCCACUCACCACAUGGAUGAAGCUGACAUCCUGGGUGAUCGUAUUGCUAUCAUUUCCCACGGGAAGCUCUGCUGUGUGGGCUCCUCGCUUUUCUUGAAGACGCACCUGGGCACAGGUUACUACCUGACCCUGGUCAAGAGAGACUACGAUCUGACACUACAGUCCUGCAGGAAUUCUGCUAGCACGGUCUCCUACAGCAAGAAAACAGAGAAGGAGGACAAUGUAUCAGAGAGCAGUUCAGACGCUGGCUUGGGCAGCGAGCCAGAAAGUGAAACCACCACUAUUGACGUCUCCCUCAUCUCCAAUGUGAUUUUCAAGCACGUCUCCGAGGCUCGCUUGGUGGAGGAUCUCGGCCAUGAACUCACUUAUAUCUUGCCCUAUCAGUCAGCUAAAGAUGGAGCCUUUGUCGAGCUCUUCCAUGAGCUGGAUGACCGACUCACUGACCUGGGAAUAUCAAGUUAUGGAAUAUCCGAUACCACCCUGGAAGAGAUUUUCCUGAAAGUGGCUGAGGACAGUGGAGUGGACGCUGUUGAGCUUUCAGAUGGAGUUGUACCCACAAGGACACGUCGGCGUCAUGCAUUUGGAGACCACCAGAGCUGCCUGAAGCCCUUCACUGAGGACGACCUGGACUUCAACGACUCUGAAGGUGACCCAGAAUCUCGCGAGACUGAUUGGCUCAGUGGAACAGACGGCAAAGGUUCGUACCAGGUCAAAGGCUGGAGCCUGAAGAGACAGCAAUUUGUUGCACUGCUGUGGAAACGGUUCCUCUACGCUCGCCGCUCCAGAAAAGGCUUUUUUGCUCAGAUUGUUCUUCCAGCAGUGUUUGUUUGCAUUGCCCUCGUGUUCAGCCUGAUUGUUCCUCCAUUUGGAAAGUAUCCCAGUUUGGCUCUGCAUCCCAGCAUGUAUGGAGAACAGUUUACCUUCAUCAGUAAUGACUCACCUGAAGACGCUCACAGCAACAGACUAUUGGGAGCUCUGACAGAAGACCCAGGAUUUGGAACACGCUGCAUGAAAGGCGAGCCCAUCCCGGACAUGCCGUGCACAGCAGUGGAGGAUGAGUGGUCGGUGCCUGAAGUGCCUCAGAGUGUGACGGACAUGUUCGACAAAGGCAACUGGACCAUGGAGAAUCCCUCUCCCCUGUGUGAGUGCAGCUGCGACGGGCUCAAGAGAAUGCUGCCCGAGUGCCCCCCCGGAGCCGGUGGACUUCCACCACCACAGAUGAAAAUCAGUGACAAAGACACUCUGCAGAACUUAACUGGCAGAAAUGUGUCGGACUAUCUGGUGAAAACCUACGCUCAGAUUAUUGGCAAGAGCCUGAAGAACAAGAUUUGGGUCAACGAGUUCAGGUACGGUGGAUUCUCAUUGGGUGCCAGGAGUAAUCAGUUCCUGUCCCACAAAGAUGAAAUUGAUGAGGCGAUUGCUCAGCUGAGGAGACGCUUCCAUCUUGAAAGAGGAACUGCAUCCGAUCGCUUUUUUCACAGCCUCUCCAGUUUUAUCCAAGGAUUGGACACCAAGAAUAACGUCAAGAUCUGGUUUAACAACAAGGGCUGGCACAGCAUUGGAUCCUUCCUUAACGUGAUGAACAAUGGCAUCCUCCGUUCCAGUCUGCCAGCUGGAAAAGACCCCAGAAAGUUUGGCAUCACUGCCCACAAUCACCCACUGAACCUCACCAAGGAGCAGCUAUCCCAAGUUGCUUUGAUGACAACAUCAGUGGACGUGCUGGUGUCCAUCUGCGUCAUCUUCGCCAUGUCCUUCGUCCCUGCCAGUUUUGUGGUCUUUCUCAUCCAAGAGAGAGUGAACAAAGCCAAACACAUGCAGUUCAUCAGUGGAGUCCAACCCUUCCUCUAUUGGCUGGCAAACUUUGUUUGGGAUAUGUGCAAUUACAUUGUUCCAGCCACACUGGUGAUCAUUAUAUUUGUGUGUUUCCAACAAGACGCUUAUGUCUCAUCCACCAAUCUGCCAGUUCUGGCCCUGCUUCUGUUGCUUUAUGGAUGGUCAAUCACCCCCCUGAUGUACCCAGCCUCCUUCUUCUUUAAGAUCCCCAGCACUGCCUACGUGGUCCUAACCAGCGUCAACAUACUGAUAGGAAUCAACGGCAGCGUGUCCACGUUUGUCCUGGAACUGUUUGGAAGCAAUGAGAUUGGCGGUAUUAAUGACAUCUUGAAGAACGUGUUCCUCAUCUUCCCUCACUUCUGCCUUGGUAGAGGUCUAAUUGACAUGGUCAAAAAUCAGGCCAUGGCUGAUGCAUUGGAGAGAUUCGGUGAAAACCGUUUCCGCUCUCCUCUGGCUUGGGACAUGGUUGGAAAGAACCUGUUUGCAAUGGCCGUAGAGGGCGUCGUCUUCUUCUGCAUCACCGUCCUCAUUCAGUACCGCUUCUGCUUCAAGGCCAGGUCAUCCACCAGCCACCUGAAGCCUAUCGGGGAAGAGGAUGAGGAUGUGGCCAGAGAGCGGCAGAGGAUUCUGAGCGGAGGGGGUCAGUCAGACAUCCUGGAGCUCAGACAGCUCACCAAGAUUUACAAGCGGAAACAGAAGCCCGCAGUGGACCGGCUCUGCGUUGGCAUCCCCCCUGGAGAGUGUUUUGGUCUGCUCGGAGUGAAUGGAGCAGGGAAGACGAGCACCUUCAAAAUGCUGACAGGAGACUCUUUGGUCACCAGUGGUGAGGCCUACUUGGCUAGCAAGAGCGUGAAUACUGAGAUAGAUGAAGUGCACCAGAACAUGGGUUACUGUCCCCAGUUUGAUGCUAUUAAUGACCUAUUGACCGGCAGAGAGCACCUGGAAUUCUAUGCUAUCCUGAGAGGAGUACCUGAAAAGGAAGUCUGUGAGGUGGCAGAGUGGGGCAUCCGGAAACUGGGUCUGGUCAAAUAUGUGGACAAAUCAGCUGGCAGCUACAGCGGAGGGAACAUGAGGAAGCUUUCUACUGCCAUUGCUCUCAUAGGAGGACCCCCUGUUGUGUUUCUGGAUGAACCAACGACAGGCAUGGACCCUAAGGCGCGUCGAGCCCUGUGGAACGCCAUCUUGAGCAUCAUCAAAGAGGGACGAUCUGUAGUCCUUACGUCUCACAGCAUGGAGGAGUGCGAAGCGCUGUGCACCAGGAUGGCCAUCAUGGUCAACGGCAGGUUCCGCUGUCUGGGCAGCGUGCAGCACCUAAAAAACAGGUUUGGUGACGGCUACACCAUCAUCCUGCGGGUGGCGGGGCCGGACCCAGACCUUCGGCCCGUCAUGGAGUUCAUUGAAGAGGAGCUUCCGGGGAGUACGCUUAAGGAAAAGCACCGGAACAUGCUGCAGUACCAACUUCCCUCAUCCCUCACCUCCCUGGCCCGCAUCUUCUCCCUGCUCUCAACGAACAAGGACGCACUCAGCAUAGAGGACUAUUCCGUCUCUCAAACCACUUUAGACCAAGUGUUUGUAAAUUUUGCCAAGGACCAAAGUGAUGAGGACCAUUUGAAAGAUGUGCAUCUGAACAAGCGGGAUGCUGUUGUAGUGGACCUUUCCAAACUAAACUCUUUCCUUGUGGACAACAAGACCAGGGAGAGCUGCGUGUGAUCCCACGGCAUCCAUCAGUGGGAGUUGCGAUGCUUCACCCAGCCCCCCCUCCCCCCAUCUUAGAAAUAUGGACCACUAACUUGUGGGGGAGAGAAACAAACUAUGACAUACCAUUCGUUUUUUUUAUCUUUAUUUUUUAGUCUUUUUUUAAUUGUUAUCAUUUCUCAGUGGAGCUGCACCUCCGCUCACAGUCUCUUGCAAUUGCAAGGACUGCAAGUAUUGUGACAGACACUGAAACAAUGAAAACUCAAUGCAAAUCAAUGCAAGAAAUAUAUAUGUAGAUAUAUUUAAGAUGAGAAGUUAUUCCUGUGAUGGUUGGAGACUGGUGCUUCUCCUUCACUGGGUGGACUGGAAGAAAGAAGACACUUGAAGUGACGGCAGGAUUUUAACCCUGUGUUCAAUUGGAAGGUCUGGCUACUCACUUUAGUUGACAAGACAGACGGAGGGGAGGAUAGAAGCAAAUAUCUCGAGUGGCUCAUCCCCAUUCCUCAAAGUAGUAAGCAGUUUUCCAUGGGAUUGUGUAUGUGCUGCUCUCUGGAGUUCGCAACAGUGUAAAACGAGAUGAUUCGGAUCAUUCACUGCCAGCUAUACCAGGAUGGACUUGCUACUUUUUUAUUCAGGGUCAAACCGCUCUCAAUUUCUUUUUAUUACCAAACAGUUAUUUUGUAAUGAAAACAGUAAUUGAAAAAAAAAAAAAAAAUAACCCUCUCAAUUUCGUUUCAGUUACAAAUGUGCAAUCAUCUACUUGUUAAUUUGAAGAAAUUUCAUUCUCUACAUAGGUAGUUUUUUUGUUGUUUUAAUUGUUUAAUUGUUGUUUUCUUGUUGAACGAUUCAGAUCGCUAACCAAGUUUUCUUUUCUAUAUGUUUUCUUGGUGUCCUUAACAUUGUCCAGCACAGUGCCUAUACUGGUGGAGAGACAACUUUGAGCACUCCAUUAAAACCAACAGUGUAUGUAGGCUGCCGGUGAUUGUAGAUUAACGACGGCUUGCAUCAAAGCACAACAGAAGGCUUUUUUUGUAAAAAAAAACAAACUAAAAUGAUGAAAAAGCUUUUAAAUUGUCUGUCAUUGUCAAAAUCAAAACAAACCAACAAAAAACAGUAGUUCCUUAUGUAUGUUCAAAGUGUGCAGUCUGCUAUCAGGACUUUUUUUUUUUUACUCAGAUCGAACCGAAGCUGGAUCAGGGUGAACGCAGGAGGACUUUAGAUUCCUCACCAAUCAGGCUUGUCUGUGGAAGUACCAUGCAAAUAUUAUAGUGCAUGCUUUCCAUCAGGACUACACACUUUCUGCUAACAGUGCUUCUGUGUGUAUCCGUGUAGAUCAAAGCAUGCUACUAGAUCUGUGUUUGAAGCAGUCGAGAGGACUGUAUUCCUCCUCGGCGCUGCUGGAUUACUGGAGCAUGUGUACUUGGGGUUUAAACCCAAAUUAUUUUGUGAAAAAAACCACGAGGAAACUCAAAAUGCGGGUUUGGUCAAAGGAUAACAAAAUUAUUUUAUAAAAUGUCUUCGCGGGGAUGUGAUGGGAGACCCGAGACGCUACCAAUGUGGAUAUUAUGUACAGCAGCAAUUUUGUGACGUUAACAGUGGAGUGAACUAAUACUAUCUGUGCCAAAUGGAAGUGAACAUGUAUCUUUCAUCGACCAGCAUAAUCCUAAGGGGACAUGUGUUACAUGUGUUACAUACAGUUACAUUGCCAGCUGCGCAAAACAAAGUAAUGCACAUACAGGAUAUAUCAAAUGUGUGCUCUCAUUCAGUCUUAGCUAGACUGCAAAUUCAUUCAAUCUUCUAGAGAUGCUGCAAUCUUCUAACCUCUUCUGUCUAGAUCCGUCAACUGCCACACUGAAGACAAUUGUUGAGGUUGAGGUUUUUCAAACAAUCGUUUUUAAUAGAUUGUCAAUCAGCCAGACUGAACUUGAGGAGCAUGUCAAAUAGCAUUACGCUUGUAAUGCUUUAUAGUCCAAAUAAAUCACAUCCAGGGUAUGUAUUGAUGACGGAUUAAAAGUGUUCUGUCUCAUGAAAAAUCUUGGACCGAGUUUCCAUUAAAUCGGGGAUCUGUAAAAGGAGGAUGUGAUCCUUUUUAUCCAAAACCCCUCUGUUUUUAAAUAAAUAAAUUGAGCACUUUAUAAGCUUAGCAGCCUUCGUUUCAUCCAUGUAGAAAUAUGGAUUUGCAAGUGUUAAAACAAAUCUCAGCACUGGAACACACGGCAGACACGAUUGAGGGAAAAAAAAACCCAGAGCUAUACCACUGUGGUAAAAGACUGGUCUGAAACUUGAAAUAGAGAACGGAGGCUUACAUGACAGAGAGAAAUUAGUAAAAUGUUGAAAAACAGAGACAUUUUUGACAUAAUGAGAAAUGCAGGAGUGUACUAAGGUGAUUUUUCUCUUUUUCUGCUCAAUAUUAUUAUUUGUUUACAUUUUUAAGUAUUAUGUUUGAUGGAGUCUGUUACCUGUUGUGAAUAGUUAUUCUUUACAUUAAUAAAAAUUCAUACAUUUUGAAAUAACAGACUUUUCAUUUAAUUAUGUAUUUCCCUUUGCCUCUUAUGGUCGUGUGCUUUUAAAACAACGUUGGCCUGAAAACACAAAAGUUCACAGCUACUGAUUAACAAAAUGUUCACCGUGUUUGUGUCUGCUGAUGGCUACAUUUCUAGCGUUUUCCAAGGGGAUGUGUGUCUGUUUUCAUGUGCUGCAUUCCCACACACACACACGCUCACGCACCAACAAAAAAAUGAGCCACAAAUACGGAGGCGUGUCCACUGGCACCUGCCACUCAGUUAUUCAUCCACCAGCGUCAUGUUUGGAAGAGCUGUUUUCCUGGGACUUCUGCUCCUCUGCGUCACUGCAGAUGCAGUGGACACGUUUGGAUCCAUGAGACAGCCCUCUUGUAACAACAUGGAGCUUUUGCCUGCGUGCCCUCGGAUCUACUCUCCUGUGUGUGGCAACGAUGGAAUCACUUACGACAACGAGUGUACCCUCUGUGUGGAGAUACG